CAUGGGCUUGGUAUAUACGACGCUCCUGACUUCGGCUGGGAUGCUGUGCGAGAUGAAGUAUAGGCACAGCGUCCUGGCUGCCAUAUCAAGGCCUUACUUCUUAGCAGUAGAGAGUACAUGGUUGUGUCAAAUGGCCUUCAUCUUGUUCCCUCAAUUUGGGGGUACGUUGGACAACGAAGACCCUAUCCAGAUAAUGACGGUGUCAAUGCUUUUCAAUUGGCAUUUUGCGGGCAACAUUGCUCUUGUUGGUAUCUUGGCUACCAUCGCUCACCUCCAAGUUCGCAGGAAAACCCCGGAUCAAAUACUGAAGCAUUUGGAGAAGGAUUUGUGUGAAGCACGACGGCACAGCAAGAACAGAAACUGCCGUCGAAGCUCAGAAUAUAUGGUCAUGAUCAACGAAGAAGAGAAGGAAGAAUUGUCCAUUGUGAGCGACUAGAGCUAACUUAACUGUGAGCGACUAGAAUUCCCUUAACUGGUUUUCUCGUGCUUCAUUGACAAUCAAUCUUAUCUUCUUACCCUACAACAAAUUUAUUGCUCUUUCGGAUUGAUACAUGCAGAGUUAUGCAAAUUUUGCAAUUUGGAAACGCUAAAUAUUUCCUAGAACAAUGGUUUUCGUGCUGACUAUCAGGAUCUUUGAUUGCCUUCGCUAGGUAUUAACACCUCGUUUUUCAAACAUAUUUUUGUACAUUUGUCUAUUUACAAUCAAAUUAAUCACGUGUGUGUUGGACGACUACCAUGAAUAACUUGGACAAGAAUCAAUUAACCAUAAAUUGUACAUUAAAUUUUCUUGGCCAUAUAGUUAAUAGAUUAUAUAUAGCACGACUAUAUAAUUGACUCACGUACAUCUGUGGUGGAAUCGUUAAUCUGAAUGUAAAGUAUAUCGCAUGCCUACGAAAGAUCACUUCAGUGGGGACUUGAAAUCUUGACCAGAAAAUAUAUAAUCUAACAUUUACUAUACUCAUUGCUGCCAUUUAUGAAAUAAACAUUCAAUAUUUAGGAAAUAUAUUCACCAAUCAAUAUUUUUUGAAUUCAUAUUGCGCCCUAACCUAGCACAUGCCUCCGCUUUUGCUUUCCAUCGCACCAAAAUCGUUCAAUAUUUGUCUUCAGCACUCAUCCCUUUUGUAAACCCUAUACUCAAAUGGCAAUCAUAACAAUUCGCACAAACGAGUUCUAAGCCAAGUUAUUAUUGCAUCUGGAUAAGCACAAUUAUUAUUACGUUUCUCUCACAAUUAUCAAGGGGCAAAAAAUUUCCUCUCUUAACUUAAUUUUUUUCUUUUUGAAAUAAUAGAUUUUUGCAAGUUACGUUAUAUUUGUAAAACGAAGUUACAUGGCUACUUGAAAGAUUCUGCAAUGAAUCCGAUACAAUUUCUUUUUGUUAAGGAAAAAUAUAGAUAAGAACAUCCAGAAACAUCUGAUAUAGAUGUUUCUGGAAAUUUUUCGUGAGUUUUCGAGUUUGAUGAGGAAAUUCACUUAAUAUUUUAGUCCAUUGUUAAUAUCUUGAAUUUAAUACUUUGAAUAAAAAACUCCGAGAAAACUUUUUUCCUCAUUAAAAUAAAAAUAAUUGAACAACAUUCCGCUAACUGAAGAAACGGAUUAAUGACGAGGCUUUCAGUUGAAUGUAUAUGAACGGGUUUAUACAGCGCCAUGCAUGUGCCUAUAAUUUAUUAUGAUGACACAUAUGAACACAAAAUAAAAUUCCACAUAUGAACGCAUUAGCCCUACGGAAAGCCACCACCAGGCAUUAAUUUGCUCAUAAAGAUGUCCACUCACAAAUAAAACACACAGCUACGUUGAAGUAGGAAAUUAAAUGGUCUGUUGACCGAUCAAUAAUAAUUGACCAAUACUUUGCUUGGUUUCAACGUCGACAAGAGGUAUUGCGCAUGUCCAACAUGUGAUGCUCCUGUUGCUUGGAAACGCUUUGUUUGACUACCUGUUCUUCGGUCGACUUCAUAGAACGCUUCAUAAAGUUUACAACAUUCUUCUCGAGUGGUUGUGAAAUCAUGAGGUAUUUCAUAUCUGCAAGUGAACGCUUUGUUCAUUAUCGUUUAAUCCAAUAAUAAAAUUAUUUAUUCGUUUAAUCCAAUAGGAAAAUUUGCAUUGUUCUCCUUUGCUGAACGUGAGGCAACUCAUUUAAUUCAAGGAAUCGAAUCAGAUCUUAUAUUUCACUUUAUUUUAAUCGUUUGAAAGUAUUCGAUUUUAAAUGUACCCUUGAAUUUAGUGCGAUAAUUUGUAGCUAUUGAACAUAUAUU
Hyalella azteca is the source of this 2249-nucleotide messenger RNA. RefSeq names its product transmembrane protein 45A. The coding region runs from base 2 to 436 and encodes 144 amino acids. NCBI's taxonomy places the organism in Eukaryota, Metazoa, Arthropoda, Malacostraca, Amphipoda, Hyalellidae. The record is from RefSeq and is a predicted model, not a curated record. The transcript has 2 exons.